Messenger RNA from Lodderomyces beijingensis, 1647 nucleotides. NCBI's taxonomy places the organism in Eukaryota, Fungi, Ascomycota, Pichiomycetes, Serinales, Debaryomycetaceae. The record is from the annotation of a GenBank genome assembly.
AUGGACGCCAUUAGAUCAAAAACGGAAGACCACCUACAUAAUAUCCUUUCUAACAGGUCCGAGGUCCGGUCGAUAGACCCCAGGCAUAACCAAGGCGAUGUCGACCUCUUGAACCAAAUCGGGUACAAGCAAGAAUUACGGCGUCAUUAUUCAACACUACAAGUCUUUGGUAUCGCAUUCUCCAUUAUGGGGCUAUUACCAAGUAUUGCCUCGGUGUUGGCGCAAGGUUUGGAAGCAGGUCCCGCCGGUUUGGUCUGGGGCUGGUUCGUGGCGUGUUUCUUUAUCCUUUUCGUUGGUUGCGCCAUGUCAUUUAUGGGCAGUGCCAUUCCAACGAGUGGUGGGUUGUAUUACUAUGCCAACUAUUAUUGUCCCGACUCGAUCCGUGUUCCACUCAGUUUCUUGAUUGGAUGUUCAAACUCAUUGGGGCUUAUGGGUGGAUUGUGUAGUAUCAGUUAUGGUUUUGCCGUGCAGGUGUUGUCAGCAGCGCAAAUUUCGCGCGAUGGUGAUUUCCACAUCACCAACGCCAAGUGUUAUGGUAUCUUUGCCGCUUGCGUGGUUUCCAACAUGAUUGUGCUGUGCAUUGGAACCAAGCACGCAGCAGCACUACAGACUGUUUCCAUUUGCGUCAAUGUGUUUUUGGUGUUGCUCUUUUUGAUUGCCGUCCCCGCUGGUGUCGGACACGGGUUCAAUGACAGAGGAUACAUUUUCGGCAACUUUGAAAAUGCAAGAGACUGGGGCACCGGCUGGAGUUUUUUCAUCUCGUUACAACCAGCUGUAUGGGUUAUUGGAAGUUUCGACUCGGUGAUCCACAGUUCUGAAGAGUGCAAGAAUGCCCAACGUGCCAUUCCCAUCGGGAUCUUGGGGUCGAUUGGUGCGUGUGCCGUGCUUGGAUGGGCCAUUGUCAUUGUGUGUGCCGCGUGUAUCAAGGACGGCGACGUGUCACGGGUCUUGCAAUCAGAGACCGGCUCGCCCAUGGCGCAGAUCAUAUAUGACGCCUUGGGCAAGAAAUGGGCAGUUGCGUUUAUGUCCUUGAUUGCAGUGGGCCAGUACCUCAUGGCCGUCUCCAUCAUGAUUGCGCUAUCGAGACAAGUUUGGGCAUUUGCCAGAGACGAUGGUUUACCCGUGGUGUACAACUGGGUCAAAGUCGUCAACCCGCGAGUUCAAACACCAGUUCGUGCAUCGCUCGUUGCCGGUAUCGUUUCGUUGAUCAUUGGGUUGCUUGUGCUUAUCAACGGUUCCGCUGGUUCCGGAGCGCUUUUCUCAUUGGGAAUCUGUUCCAACUCUCUCGCUUGGGGCAUGCCCGUGCUUUUAAUCUUGCUUCCAUACGGCUGGAAGAAAUUCAUCCCCGGACCAUUUUACUUUGGCAAAGUGCUCAGUACCACUAUUUGUGUUGUUGCAACGGGUUGGCUAGCUUUUAUUAUCGUGUUGACGAUGUUCCCCGACAUGAAGCUGGUCAACAGGGAAACCAUGAACUACACAGUGGUUAUCAAUGUUGGUGUGUGGUUAUUGAGUUUGAUUUACUAUUUCGCGUGGGGCUACAAGGUGUAUUCUGGACCAAAGAGCAAUCUUGAUAACGAAGAGUUGGAAGGUGAAUUGGGAACACUUCCUGGAGUCGAUGGAAUGUUGGAUGAAAAGCAACACCUUUGA